CCAUCCUGUCCUGCACUGGCUCGAUCCGUCGCGUCCAUCCACUGCUGCUGGCCCCUGGGUGCGUCUGGUCGCGUUGCCCACCCAAGGCCCCAAACAUCCCAUCCGCACCCGCUGAGGCGACGGACUAUGACACUGUUGGAAUGUCAUGGCCCUCGCACUCCCUUGCCGCGGUUUCCAUGCCUGGCGCCUCCCUGCUUUGGCACCCUUAAUUGCCCAUCUCGGCGCUAGAGUGGCCCCCAUGUCCAUUUUAGCCAUUCUCCUGCGACGGCUAUUUGCUGGGCCGUCCGUUGCUGCUUUUUUCUCCCAAACAGGGCCGCGAGCGCUCAGGCACGCCCGGCGGCGGAUCGCUCGUACCGGCUACCUAGCAAGCGUGGCGUGUCCAGCUGGUAAAUUUGACAAUCUACGGUACCUGGAGAAGGACAAGGUACCUGCCUGCCUUCUUGUGCUCUCAACUUUUUCUGGGCGCUGCCUGAGUCGUCCUCGGUGACGGAAAGCCCCCUUCCACUUUCCUUCUGCAAUCCUCCUGCUCUUCUUCUGGCCUCUUAAUAUACAAAAGCUCCUGGUCUCGCACCAUUCCAUUCCUUUGCCUCUCUCAGCUCUCCCCUACUCUCC
Emericellopsis atlantica is the source of this 612-nucleotide messenger RNA. RefSeq lists its product as uncharacterized. NCBI's taxonomy places the organism in Eukaryota, Fungi, Ascomycota, Sordariomycetes, Hypocreales, Bionectriaceae. Bases 146 to 487 code for a protein of 113 amino acids. The record is from RefSeq and is a predicted model, not a curated record. The transcript has a single exon.